GAAACGGCACAACGUAGAGGCGACGGGGAGAGAGAGAGAGAGAGAGUGAGAGAGAGAGAGAGAGUGAGAGAGAGAGAGAGAGGAAAAAUAUUAAAGCAACGACUGCAAAGUGUUUGAGAUCCAGAGAGAAGGCGAGAGAGGGAGGUUUGGGAGAAUCGCACCGUGAGAGAUUAAAUCCGCCCGUCAGCUGCACGACAGGAGGACUGUGCGCGCAUUUUCUGACAACACGAAAGUGCAUCCCGUCGCUUUUCGGGAUGUGAAGCUCACCGUAACCCACCUGGAUCCGUGCUCCUCACCAAGCCUGUUACGUUUCUCCACUUGGUGUGUUUUGGGGGGGCAUUUCACAACAGCGCUACCAGCCCGGACGGAGCCGCUGACAGGAGCUGCGGGGCAGACACACGCCAGCGGAGUUGUUUACUAUAAUGUUUGUUUGACAGUCGGUUUGCUUUGAGAAGGGGAGUACCAAACCGGGAAGCCGUGGGAAAGGCGGGGCCGAACCGGGGGACUGCCAAACGGGAUUAUUGAGCUCUCCCUGUGCCGAUUCACCCACAGCGACGCAGCGGUUUUUGGGGAGGGGGGGUCGACGGAGGAGCCAGCAACUGGGAUUUAGAAACGCUUCUUUGCAACUCUUUUUCAGUGACUGCCCUCCCGAUAUUGCAUACCAAGUCCUGUGCGCCGGUUAUUUCUGUCAAGCGGUCAGCUGGUUGUGGCCUUUGUCUCCCCGUUUAGGAUCAUAACAAGGUUUGGGGCGCAUAUUUUGGGGAUAAUUUUUCCCCAGCCGGGGUCGGAGUCGGACUAUGGCGGACGACGACAUUCUCUUUGAAGAUGUGUACGAGCUCUGCGAGGUCAUUGGGAAGGGUCCGUUUAGCGUGGUGAGGAGAUGCAUCAACAGAGAGACCGGACAGCAGUUUGCUGUCAAGAUCGUGGAUGUAGCCCAGUUUACCUCCAGCCCUGGACUCAGCACAGAGGAUCUGAAGAGGGAGGCCAGUAUCUGCCACAUGCUGAAGCACCCCCACAUCGUGGAGCUGCUGGAGACAUACAGCUCAGACGGGAUGCUCUACAUGGUCUUUGAGUUUAUGGAUGGAGCAGACCUGUGUUUUGAGAUUGUGAAGAGGGCAGAUGCUGGCUUUGUCUACAGUGAAGCAGUGGCCAGUCACUACAUGAGACAGAUCCUUGAGGCGCUACGCUAUUGCCAUGACAACAAUGUCAUCCACCGAGAUGUCAAGCCUCACUGUGUGCUGUUGGCAUCCAAGGAAAACUCCGCUCCGGUGAAGUUAGGAGGUUUUGGAGUAGCCAUCCAGCUCGGAGAGUCUGGACUUGUGGCAGGAGGUCGUGUUGGUACUCCCCACUUCAUGGCCCCAGAAGUGGUGAAGCGGGAGCCGUACGGUAAGCCUGUGGACGUGUGGGGCUGUGGAGUCAUCCUCUUCAUCCUCCUCUCCGGCUGUCUGCCUUUCUACGGCACCAAGGAGCGUCUCUUUGAGGCCAUUUGCAAGGGCAAAUACAAGAUGAACCCUCGCCAAUGGAGCCACAUCUCAGAGAGUGCUAAGGACCUGGUGAGACGCAUGCUGAUGCUGGACCCUGCUGAGAGGAUCACCGUGUACGAGGCCCUCAACCACCCCUGGCUCAAGGAGCGGGACCGCUAUGCCUACAAGAUCCACCUGCCAGAGACUGUAGAACAGCUGAGGAAGUUCAACGCCCGGAGGAAGCUCAAGGGGGCCGUGCUGGCUGCAGUGUCCAGUCACAAGUUCAGUUCCUUCUAUGGAGACCCCCCCGAGGAGCUCCAUGACUUCUCUGAUGACCCCACCUCCUCAGGACUACUAGCAGCAGAACGAGCUGUGUCUCAGGUGUUGGACAGUUUAGAGGAGAUCCAUGCUUUGACAGACUGCAGUGAAAAGGAUCUGGAUUUCCUCCACAGCGUUUUCCAGGACCAGCAUCUACACACACUGCUCGAUCUCUACGACAAGAUCAACACCAAGUCCUCCCCACAGAUCAGAAACCCCCCAAGUGAUGCUGUGCAGAGAGCCAAAGAGAGUUCCUCCCAAGACGGAGCAAGUGGCGCUUUGAAACAUCUGGAAUGUGUACUGGAAGAGAUCUCCUGCUACCCCGAGAACCACGACGCUAAGGAACUCAGAAGGAUACUGACCCAGCCGCACUUCAUGGCCUUGUUGCAGACCCACGACGUGGUGGCCCACGAGGUUUACAGCGACGAGGCCCUGAGGGUGACCCCUCCGCCCACCUCGCCCUACCUGAACGGAGACUCCCCAGAGAGCACCAACGGAGACAUGGACCUGGAGAACGUCACCAGAGUCCGUCUGGUCCAGUUCCAGAAGAACACAGAUGAGCCCAUGGGUAUCACACUGAAGAUGAACGACUUAAACCACUGCAUCGUGGCAAGGAUAAUGCACGGGGGAAUGAUCCACAGACAAGGAACGUUGCACGUAGGAGACGAGAUCAGGGAGAUCAACGGCAUCAGCGUGGCCAACCAGACUGUUGAGCAGCUGCAGAAGAUGCUGAGAGAGAUGCGAGGCAGCAUCACCUUUAAGAUCGUGCCAAGCUACCGGACGCAGGGCUCCUCGUGUGAGAUAUUCAGCACACCAAUUUCACAACCAAGAUACCGGAACCCCUUCCCCCCUCCGGUCCAGAAAGAGUCCCCCACCACCUCCAGGCAGUCCCCUGCCAAUGGCCACUCCAGCAUUAACAGUUCUAUCUUGGAUCUGCCGUCUACCAUCCAGCCCAAGGGUCGACAGAUCGUACCCAGACCUCCAAUCAAGGAUAAAAUGUCUGUCAAGAUCUACGUGAGGGCUCAGUUUGAGUACGACCCCUCCAGAGACGACCUCAUCCCCUGCAAGGAGGCCGGCAUCCGCUUCCGGGUGGGCGACAUCAUCCAGAUCAUCUCCAAGGACGACCACAACUGGUGGCAGGGCAAGCUGGAGAACACCAAGAACGGCACGGCGGGCCUCAUCCCCUCGCCAGAGCUGCAGGAGUGGCGUGUGGCGUGUAUAGCUAUGGAGAAGACCAAGCAGGAACAGCAGGCCAGCUGUACCUGGUUUGGCAAGAAGAAGAAGCAGUACAAAGACAAGUAUCUGGCCAAGCACAAUGCAGUGUUCGACCAACUAGAUCUUGUCACAUAUGAGGAGGUUGUGAAGCUUCCCGCUUUCAAGAGGAAAACACUAGUUUUAUUAGGUGCUCACGGAGUCGGCAGAAGACACAUCAAGAACACACUCAUCACCAAACACCCCGACAGAUUCGCCUACCCCAUCCCACACACAACCAGACCUCCUAAGAAGGACGAGGAGAACGGGAAGAACUACUACUUUGUGUCCCACGACCAGAUGAUGCAGGACAUCAGCAACAACGAGUACCUGGAGUAUGGCAGCCACGAGGACGCCAUGUACGGGACGCGGCUGGAGACCAUCCGCAAGAUCCACGAGCAGGGGCUGAUAUCCAUACUGGACGUAGAGCCUCAGGCCCUGAAGGUCCUGCGAACAGCAGAGUUCGCCCCAUACGUCGUCUUCAUCGCUGCACCGACUAUCACGCCAGGCAUCAACGAGACGCCCAGGUGGUGCCGCACGCUGCCAGACGAGUCUCUCCAGCGGCUGCAGAAGGAGUCGGAGAUCCUGCAGAAGACCUACGCCCACUACUUCGACCAGACCAUCAUCAACAAUGAGAUCGAUGAGACCAUCAGGCACCUGGAGGAGGCCAUUGAUCUGGUGUGCACCACCGGCCAGUGGGUGCCCGUCUCCUGGGUCUACUGACCUGCACUCCUCUGUCACUCCCUCCUCCUCCUCCUCUUCUUGCCCUCUCCCUCCCCACCUGUCCCUUCCUGCUCCUCCCUCUCCUGUCCCACCUCCUUCCUUCCUCCCCCCCCAACGGAUCCAGCGACACCUCUGCAAAACUCCCAACAUUCCCUCAGCAAAACACUAAAAUAAAAUCAACGCAACUGAUCAGAAACCGUCUCUCUACACUGCACUUGACCGUCGAACAGCCAAUCAAACCGAUUUAAAAAAACAAAAAAGAAGAAAGAAAGAAAAAAGGACAACUGCAGCAACCAAUGGAAAUCCUCUUUGCGCUGCGCAAACACCUGCAGCAGCCAAUCAGACUCUUGCCCUUACAGACUACCUAGUCGUAGUGUUGUAUAAACAAAGUAAAAAAAAAAAAUCAAAAUGAAUAUUGUCAUGUCUGUUCUAGCUAGGAGGCGACAUUUUUGUAGAUGUUUGUUUUAAAGAGACAGUACUGUACCCCCCUCCUCCUCCUCCUCCCGUGUCGGCGCACUGGGACGGUGCGACUGUCCCGCCCUGCCCACCUCUCCUCCCGCCAUCCCAAUCACAUCACAUAGUCCCGUCAGGUGUUGUAGUACGAAGGCGUUUAGCUCCACGGAAAGACACUGUCGGUGGGUAUUCUCUCUCUCUCUGCUAGCAGACUGAAGAAAAGCACACGGUCGCCGCAGUGUCUCUCGCCCCUCACUGUCUGCUCAUCCCUUUCCUUUGUAGGCUGUCGAACUGGGUUACAUCCUCUCAUAACGUACUCCUAUUAUGAGCUUUGGUUCAGUAAGCGUAUGGCCACAGCUACCCCACGCACAACAACUCACACUAACACCUUUCUACCAGGUACUGUCUCUUCUAAAUAAAACCAUAAAUGUUUUAGAGAUUUGAAUGAGGUAUCAUGCAUGUGGACAUUCGCAAGCUUCCAUGCUGUCAGUCAGUGUUUCCCCGUGUCCCACUGUAAACCUCCAAGAGAGAAAAAAAGAGAAGAAAAAAUAACAUGAAUAAUAAUAAUAAAAAAAAAAAAACAUUCCAGCUGUUUGGAAGACUGAACUCAACCAAGGGAAGCAAGAGGAGCAAGGAAAUGACUCAAAGCCGGACGUUGACUUGACACCUAUGCACAUCCCUUGCAUUUUGGGCGACAUUUCUAAACAACAGAUUUCUAAAGAAUCGACCAUGUAGUGAGAUGUGUUUGUAAAAAAAGAAAAGAGAAAAAAAAAAAAAAGCAUAAAUAAAAUGUCUCAAUUUUUGAUUUGUCAUACUCCGAAAAAGAUCAGGACAUGGGGGAAGAAUUUCACUCCUCAUUUGCCAUUUCAGAAAAUGUGUUGUCCAAGAGUAUUAAUGUUUCAAUUAAGUUUAAUCGACGAGAGAUAAAAAUGCUGAUUUUUAUUCUGCAACUGUGUAUCUGUUUGAAAAGGAUGUUCUCACUAUACAUUCUGCAAGGUGUGACUACUUUGCAAGGGAGGAGGAGGCAGUGUGUGUAUCUGAAUAACCAUGUAUAUGAAUAUGACAGACUGACAUCCAACUGCCCCAGUGUAAAUGACUCUGCAAUGAUAAAAGUUCUUCAGUAUGAACAAUUUUUUAAAUAUAUUUCCUUUUAUGUGUCGAAAAAUUAA
Myripristis murdjan (pinecone soldierfish) is the source of this 5377-nucleotide messenger RNA. RefSeq names its product calcium/calmodulin-dependent serine protein kinase a (gene caska). Gene Ontology annotation, molecular function: protein kinase activity; ATP binding; protein binding. Gene Ontology annotation, biological process: protein phosphorylation. NCBI's taxonomy places the organism in Eukaryota, Metazoa, Chordata, Actinopteri, Holocentriformes, Holocentridae. The record is from RefSeq and is a predicted model, not a curated record. The transcript is spliced from 31 exons. Bases 798 to 3755 code for a protein of 985 amino acids.